CUCACCCCAGCGGCUUUGAAGUGAAGGGUGGCAGUGGGAGGACGUGGUAUUGAAGGUUGUCUAAGACAGAUGCGCAUUCGCUAGGGCACCUGAAAUGGCUGCGGGCCAACUAAAGUCGGGGCGCAUCGGCCUUUCCCCCCUCGAAUUCCUCAGCUCCACCACUCCCGCCCCAUCCAAUCACAAGCCAAUUAUACAUCGUCGACUCCUCCCAUUGUGACCUCUCCUCCAGAAAUAAUGCUCCCACUCACACCCUCUCGACAACACAUCCUCUGCUGCAAGGCACUACUUCCCGAUCGUCCAUCGUGGGGUUCAUCUAUGUUUUUAUAUAAGAAGUUAUCAAGAUGGAAACCAUGAUCCAGAUCCCAUCGCCCUCUGCCUUCUUGAAUUCUCCAGUCUUGAAGCCUGCCCCGGAGCCACCACCCCCUCCAAAGCGCAAACCAGCCCCAACCACAAAGACGGCGGCACCGCCCAAGAAGCCCACGGGAAUAGUGAAGCCCAAACAAUCCAAGAGUCGCAAUGGUUGUAUAACGUGUAAAGCGAAACGAUUGAAAUGCGACGAGACGAAACCGACCUGUCAGCAAUGUCACAAGAGGAGUGUAACAUGCGGAGGAUACAAGAAAGAUUUCAAGUGGAGGCCCUUCGAGGAAACGACCUUUGUGAAUAAGACUGCCCCACCUAAGCCGAAGGGGAGAAAUUCUAUACCGCAGAACAAAGUUCAAGAUGUUACAACGGGAGCAAGUCCUUCUGAUGCGUCGUCUUCCUCGACGCCCGCAGAAGCCGAACAAGAUAUACCGAUGCAAGACUCAUUCUUCCAUGCUGCGGCACCCACGCCUCCGCCGCCUUCUUUUACACCACCGAAUGGCUUUCAGGAUAUGCAGUUCGAUCAUCCUCCUAUGUUCGAUAUGAGUACGCCACCAUACAUGCGAGAAUUACCUCGACCUCGAUUCGAAGCAGAUACGGUAACGAGGAGCUUGAGUAGCUUAUUUGAUGAUAAUUCCAAUGUGCCGCCCAAUACUGGAAGGCCGAGUUUCUCUGGACAAUCGCCAAGAUUAAUCGAUUUGCUAUUGCCAGGGUCAGAACUCAAUGCAAGGCCCGGAUCUGUCACUGUUCCUCCGCUGGUGCUGCCAACACAAGCAAUGGAGCUUUCACCAAUGAUGGAUAACCAAUUCCUACCUCCCAUCGAGAUGCAACAGGAGAAUUCGUUGGAAGAUGAUAUUGAGGAGAUCAUAAGGGAACCGCAGAUGCCAGACAGUGAUAUGUGGAUGUCACUCAGAGGGCCACUGCUCGUAUCAAGAUCACCUACGGCUUCACCAACUACCAUCAUCCGAGAUGAUCCUUUCAACAAGAUUUAUCGACAACCAGAGGUUCAGGCUGGAAGUCCAGAAAUGUUGAUGCUUCGAUUUGAUAAACAGACUUGUGGGAUUCUAUCGGUGAAAGAUGGGCCCACGGAGAACCCUUGGAGGACGUUAGUCUGGCCCCUUGCAAGAGAUUCUCCUGCCCUGUAUCACGCCAUUGCUUCCAUGACGGCGUUCCAUACCUCGAAAGAGAAGCCAGCUUUGAGAGUAGAUGGUAUGGAACAUAUGAGGAGGAGUAUUCGUUCACUUGCUACCGGUAUCGAGAAAAUGCGAACAGACACUGCGCUAGCAACAACACUGGUUCUAGCAUUCUCCGAAUCAUGGGAUCAGCAUAUCUCUACUGGAAUCGAACAUCUGAGAGGAGCAAGGAUCUUGGUAAACCAAGCGCUGGUCUCGCACAAGAAACAGAACCUGAUUGGAGACGAUCUCACGCGAUUGAAGUUUCUGUGCAAUACCUGGGUGUAUAUGGACGUUAUCGCGCGACUUACUUCUGUGGACGACGACGAUACUGUGGAUUUCGAAAAGGUGCUUGCGCCUCUGAAUAUGACCUCCGCAAAUGGACCAGCAGAGAUCGACCCUCUUAUGGGCUGCGCUUCUGAUCUAUUUCCCAUUAUUGGACGAGUUGCAAAUCUCUGUCGCAAGGUUCGGAAAGUGGAAACCAAUUCGAUUGCGAUUAUCAGUCAGGCAAUCGAGUUGAAAGAAGCUAUUGUUCAAUGGUCACCUCCUCCUUUACCCAGUAUUGAAAGGCCUGAAGAUCCAACUUCUGAGAUUCAGCACGCUUUGCAAACAGCAGAAGCAUAUCGCUAUGCUACACUUCUCUACCUCCAUCAAGCAGUACCAGAAAUCCCAUCCUGGACAUCUGCACAGCUUGCCAAGAAGGUUCUAGUCUAUCUCGCUACAGUCCCGCUUUCAUCUCGUCUUGUCAUCGUACAGAUUUACCCUUUACUUGCAGCUGGAUGUGAAGCCUACGAGAAAGAAGACAGACAGUGGCUCGAGCAACGGUGGCACAACAUGGCGAGCAGGAUGUGGAUCGGUAAUAUUGAUCGUUGCUGGGAAGUCAUGCAAGAAGUCUGGGCACGACGCGACGCAGCCGAAGCAGCUAAACUCGCAGCAGAGAAAGGCAAGCAAAGAAGUGGUGCUGCGUCCGCGAUGAUGCAUUCUGAGAGCUCGAAGCGGAAAUUCGAAGAGGAAUUGGCUAUGGAAGAUAUGUUUUCAUUCUCCGAUAUGUUAACAGGAGUUGUGUCACCAAAGCGACAGCGAAGUAGCUUUUCGGGAACGUUCUCGCCAACGCAGAGCCAGAGUAUGGAGAGGCGGAGGGUUCAUGAACCUGUUGAGGAGGAAAUGGAUCCCGAGUUAACGGUCAGAGGGAAACUACAUUGGGUGGGAGUGAUGCAAGAUUGGGAAUGGGAAAUCCUCCUUGGCUAAACCGAUACCCAUUGAUACGAUAUGAAAUUCCCUAUCUAUCGACCAACCAACCCAUUCCUCCCCAACCACCCUCUGACCCCAUCCUCUCCACUCGAAACUCUUCUCGGGCUGAAAGCCCCCGCCCCU
This is a messenger RNA of Mollisia scopiformis, 2906 nucleotides long. RefSeq lists its product as uncharacterized. Gene Ontology annotation, cellular component: nucleus. The transcript is spliced from 4 exons. Gene Ontology annotation, biological process: positive regulation of transcription by RNA polymerase II. NCBI's taxonomy places the organism in Eukaryota, Fungi, Ascomycota, Leotiomycetes, Helotiales, Mollisiaceae. Gene Ontology annotation, molecular function: zinc ion binding; DNA-binding transcription factor activity, RNA polymerase II-specific; transcription cis-regulatory region binding. The record is from RefSeq and is a predicted model, not a curated record. Bases 342 to 2780 code for a protein of 812 amino acids.